Salvia hispanica is the source of this 2104-nucleotide messenger RNA. RefSeq names its product cysteine-rich receptor-like protein kinase 10. Gene Ontology annotation, molecular function: protein serine/threonine kinase activity; ATP binding. Gene Ontology annotation, biological process: protein phosphorylation. The record is from RefSeq and is a predicted model, not a curated record. Gene Ontology annotation, cellular component: plasma membrane. Lineage: Eukaryota; Viridiplantae; Streptophyta; Magnoliopsida; Lamiales; Lamiaceae.
AUGACUAAUCGAAAGUUGCUGUCGUUGUUCUUCCUGUUGUUGAUCCCAACAGUUCUCUACGCUGGGGAUUACUCCAAAUCCAUUUGCGGAAGCACUGGAAAUUACAGCAGCAACAGCGCAUACAGCAAUAAUCUCAACACCACACUCUCUUCUCUCUAUAAAAACAUCGACAGCGAUGGCUUCUACAACGCCUCGACCGGGCAGGGGCCCGACAGAGCCAACGCCCUCGCGCUGUGCAGAGGCGACGUUCAACUCAGUGUAUGCCGUGAAUGCGUGCAAAACGGCGUCGCCUCACUCGUGGACUCGUGCCCGGCUCAGAAGCGGGCAGUCUUCUGGGAUGAUUUCUGCACUCUGCGAUACUCGAAUGCUACCGUCUACGCGACUCUGGCGACUAGCCCCGUACACUACUUGUCGUAUCCAGUGAACGUGACCAGUCCAGAGCAGUCCAAGGCAGAUCUGAGGAUGUUGCUCGAUGAUCUUCGUAGACGAGCCGCUGGUGGCUCGUCUACGAAGGUGGCAGCUGGGAAUGUAACUGGACCCGAUUUUCAAAUGAUUUUCGGGUUAGUUCAGUGCACCCCGGAUUUGUCAUCACAGGAUUGUACAAGCUGUUUGGUUGGUGCCAUUUCGGAAAUACCGCAAUGCUGUGAUGGGGUGCAAGGCGGCAGAGUACUCAGGCCAAGUUGCAAUCUUCGUUUCGAGAGCGCUCCUUUUUUCAAUGAGACUAGGCUUCUGGAACUAGAGUUUGUUCCUCCGCCUCCUCCUCUUAUCGAGCCGCCUCCACAGUCACCACCGUCAGCAGGAAAGAAAAAUGUUAGCACAACUAUUGUCAUAAUUGUUGUUGUAGUUGUUGUGUGUUUGAUUGUGGCUGUAUCAGCUAUCAUCUUUCUAAGAAAGAAAAAGAAACAGAAACCAGCAGAGAUUCCUCAAAAUGUGGACGAGAUUAGCACAAUCGAGUCUCUGCAGUAUCCUUUCAGCACAAUCAAAGCCGCAACAAAUGAUUUCUCAUAUCUUAAUAAGCUGGGCCAAGGUGGAUUUGGAAGUGUUUACAAGGGGAAACUUCCAAAUGGUCUAGAAAUUGCAGUGAAAAGAUUGUCGAGAGAUUCUGGGCAGGGCAAUAUAGAAUUCAAAAAUGAGGUUCUGUUAUUGGCGAAGCUUCAACACCGGAAUCUAGUUAGACUGUUAGGUUUCUCCUUAGAAGGAAUGGAGAAGUUGUUAGUAUAUGAAUUUGUUCAAAAUGCAAGCUUGGAUAACUUCAUAUUCGUCAGGCAUUUAAAUUUGGAUUGGGAUAGUCGCUACAAGAUCAUAGGAGGUGUCGCGAGGGGAAUCCUCUACUUGCACGAAGAUUCCCGUCUCAAAAUCAUCCACCGUGAUUUAAAAGCUAGUAAUAUUCUUCUAGACAGUGAGAUGAGCCCCAAGAUUGCGGACUUUGGUAUGGCGAAAUUGUUCGGACAAGAUGAAACGCAGGGAAAUACAAGCCGAGUCGUAGGAACAUACGGUUAUAUGCCACCAGAGUACGUAAUGCAUGGCCAGUUCUCGAUCAAGUCCGACGUCUACAGCUUUGGAGUAUUAGUCCUUGAAAUCAUCAGCGGACAAAAAAACAAUGGCUUCCGAAGAGAGGGUGACAGCGUAGGAGACCUCCUGAGCUUCGCUUGGGAAAGUUGGCAAGAAGGAAGAGGUGGAGAAGUGGUGGACCCAUUUUUGAGGAGUGGUUCAGGUUCAGGUUCGACAAAUGAAAUGCUUAGAUGCAUCCAUAUUGGUUUGCUAUGUGUUCAGGAAGAUCCCGCGGAUCGGCCAACCAUGGCUUCUGUGGUGCUUAUGCUGAGCAGUUCCUCCAUAACAUUAAACUUGCCUUCGCAGCCAGCAUUUUACGCUACCAUUGGUCAUGGUUCGGAUGCAUCGCUUAUUCACAACUCCUACUCCACAAAUUCUCACCACAGGACUACUUCUCGGUCGUUGCAGCAGUCUCACCAUUCCUCGCAAAAUGAUAUAUCCAUUUCCGACUUAUAUCCUCGCUGACUCGGCCCAGAAAAAGUUUAUGUAUUAAUAUUCGUAUUGUGUUUUCGUAUCAUGUCAACAUUGUUUUCGAAGGAAUUUUUAGUUUAUA